Acaulospora colombiana is the source of this 297-nucleotide messenger RNA. The record is from the annotation of a GenBank genome assembly. NCBI's taxonomy places the organism in Eukaryota, Fungi, Glomeromycota, Glomeromycetes, Diversisporales, Acaulosporaceae.
UACCGGAAAACCCGAUGUACCAUGAUAGAGAACCUGAAUUUCCCGAGUUUCUCGAGAUAAAAGAAAUAUAUGAUCAUCGAUCAGAAGGAAUAAAGCUUACUGGAAACAUAUUGCAACGCGGUGAGCUUUUAAAUCCUGAUGGACCAUAUAGAUUAGAGGAUUACAAGUGGUGGAUUAGUGAUGAUGUGGAUGAAUUAUUUACGGUUGAUUUGGAGGACAUUGCUGGUCGCUUUUAUCUAAUGAUGCCCCACGUGACCAAGCGUACCAUAGCACGCACUCAUAAAAACAUUAAUGAUC